GAGGUCUCCCGUCCCUGGAUAUACCAGAAUCCCCUCGCGGAUGACGCCAGGCGUUGGACGGCUGACAUCGCAGAUCCAGCGGUGGAGGCGUUCCACAAAGCUCUGCCAGACUACAACGAGACGCCACUCCGUGCUCUCGACGACGUCGCUUCCGAGCUUGGCCUGGCCCAUGUCUUCCUCAAAGACGAAUCUGCACGCUGUGGCCUCCCGGCCUUCAAGAUUCUGGGUGCCAGCUGGGCCGCCCACAACGCCAUCUGCAAGCACCUCCACCUCCCAAGCACAUCAUCUCUGCCCCAGGUAAGAGCAGCACUGGCCGAGGCUCAGGCAGCAGGCAAUGCAGUCCGCCUGGUCACUUGCUCGGAAGGAAAUUGGGGCAGAGCAUGCGCGCGCAUGUCGAGGAUUCUAGGCAUCGAAGCCACAAUUUACGUGCCAGGUUUCAUGAGUACAUCCACGCUGAAUCUGCUCCGCGACGAAGGAGCACAUGUGAGAGUGCUCAAGAACGGAAGCUACGAUGACUCGAUUGCCGCUACACGUAAGGAUUCACACGAGACCGGCGCGUUGAUGGUGAUGGACACCAGCUGGGCGGGCUAUGCUGAAGUGCCACAGUGGGUCACAGAUGGCUACAGCACAAUGUUGACGGAGACCGAUCGACAGGUCGCUGCCGUGGCUCCAGGCGUCAAGCCAAAUACCUUCUUCGCUUCGGUUGGCGUGGGAUCCUGGGCACAUGCUGUCGUGGCACACUACAAGGCUGCUGCUUCUGACAAUCGAAUCAUUAGUGUCGAGCCGACUGCGGCAGCGUCUCUGAAGGAGAGCCUGCACAUGAGAAAGCUGACGCCUAUCAAGACGCGCGAGACCAUCAUGGCCGGCAUGUGUUGUGGCACGACUUCAGACAUCGCGUGGCCUGUUUUGAAAUCUGGCACUCAUGCUGCGCUGACCGUCACCGACCAAGAAUCACAUGAGAGUGUGCAAUAUCUGCAACAACGGGGAGUCAAUGCAGGGCCUUGCGGAGCGGCGACCUUGGCUGCUCUGCGGAAGUAUGUUGCGGACGUUGAUCCAGAGGAGAGGAAAAGCAUGGUGGUCGUGCUCUUCUCCACUGAAGGCUGGCGAGAAUACGAAGUGCCC
This is a messenger RNA of Pseudocercospora fijiensis CIRAD86, 1122 nucleotides long. RefSeq lists its product as uncharacterized. NCBI's taxonomy places the organism in Eukaryota, Fungi, Ascomycota, Dothideomycetes, Mycosphaerellales, Mycosphaerellaceae. The annotation marks the transcript as partial. The transcript has 2 exons. The record is from RefSeq and is a predicted model, not a curated record.